Molecule: messenger RNA, 858 nt
Organism: Kuraishia capsulata CBS 1993
Lineage: Eukaryota; Fungi; Ascomycota; Pichiomycetes; Pichiales; Pichiaceae
Exons: 1
Coding region: 1-858 (285 amino acids)
Biological process (GO): removal of superoxide radicals
Cellular component (GO): extracellular region
Molecular function (GO): copper ion binding; superoxide dismutase activity
Source: RefSeq, a predicted model, not a curated record
AUGGUUUCACUCAAUUCAUUCGUACUCUUUUCGGCGGUUUUGGCAUUGGGCGUCAGUGCAGGCGAAGCGCCGGUAAUUAAGAACAACCCAAAAAACGUUCGUUACUUGGCCGACCUAGACACCGGAAAGGUGCAUGGAAUUAUCGAAUUCUCGGCAAAGAACGGAACUACAAAAGUCCACAUUGACGUGACUGGCUUGCCAGAUCAUGGUGGUCCUUUCGAAUACCACGUUCACACCAAUCCUGUUCCCGCCAACGGAAACUGUGAAGCAACAGGAAUGCACUUAAAUCCAUACAAGGCUCCCGCUGAAAAUUGCGAUGCCUUGGAGGACGAUUCUUUAUGUCAGGUGGGUGAUUUGUCUGGAAAACACGGGCUCAUCAAUACAACUUGUUUUGAGCUGACCUACUUUGACCCAUACUUGUCUUUGAAUCCAAAGGAUGAGUCCUUUAUUGGGGGAAGAUCAGUUGUCCUCCACUACCAGAAUUUGGAAAGAUUCGCAUGUGGAAACAUUGUCCUUGCUCCUAAGAGAUCGGACUUCGAGGAGGAGGAGGAAGAUGAGGAUGAGGUUGAAGAGAUGCUCUACAAGCGCCAUCUUCACGAUCACGAACACUCCGAAGAGGAGGAGGCGGUUAAAGAGGCAGAGCAGAAAGAGGAAGAGGAAGAGGAAGAUGAAGAAGGUUAUGCAAAGUACGCGCCCAAUGCUGUCUUGGCUGAAGACGAAAGCGGGGCCGGAGUCGGGAAAAACAAGAGCUGGAACUCCAGCAACGUGGUUGCAACAACCACCUACUGCGACGGGGCUGCAAGCAUAUUCACGGGGAUGGGGGCUAUUGUCGGAGCGGUCUUGGCAUACAUGAUCUAA